ACCUUUCUCUGUAAGCCAUGUAUAUAAACACUCCCUCUUCGGCCUAUACCUGAGGCCGAAGGUAACGUAGGAACACGCACGCACUGCCAAGUUCUUUGUCGAAGUGGUUCUUCUCAGAUCUAGUCAAGUGAUCAAUUUGGAUAUAUCGUCUAUCCGUAGUCGUGAAGAGGUGAGUUAUUACUCCUAUUAGCACUCCUUGGAUUAUCCUGAUGUUGAUAGCAGAAUAAGUCAAGCCGAAAAUGGGUUCUAUCGAAGUAACCGGUCCGGAGGCAACUCAUGUCGAGGAGUUGGACGCCCUAGUCAUCGGCGGAGGUUUCAGCGGCGUGUAUCAGCUCAAGAAGCUUCGUGAGGAAGGCUACAAGGUCAAAUUGGUGGAAGCCGGUUCUGGAUAUGGAGGCAUCUGGUACUGGAACAGGUACCCGGGUGCUCGUGUCGACAGCCACGCCCCUCACUACCAGUUCUCGGACCCCAACCUCUGGAAGAACUGGCACUGGAAGCAAAGAUACCCUGACCACAACGAGCUACGGGCGUAUUUCGAAUUCGUGGGUGAGAAGUGGGACCUGAAGAAGGAUACCUACUUCGAAACCUACGUGACGUCUGCCACGUGGGACGAGAAGCAGUACAAGUGGAUCAUCAAGACCAAGGACGGCCGCACAUUCAAGUCCAAGUUCUUCUUGCCGCAUACCGGAAUUGCUGCUAGUCGAUCGUUCCCUGACUGGAAAGGAAUCGGCACGUUCAAGGGUCUCAUGGUUCACUCUUCGUACUGGCCCCACGAGCAGCCGGACCUGAAGGGGAAGAAGAUUGCCGUCGUAGGCACUGGCUCCACCGGCGUCCAGCUAUCUCAGACCGUUGCCGACAUAGCUGGCGAGCUCGUCGUCUUCCAGCGCACGCCUGCCCUACCCUUGCACAUGAGGCAAGUCAACUACGGCCCGGGCGAGCAGCCCAAGCCGCAGUCGGCGCUGGGAGACUUCUUCCAGACCUGCUUCAAGGGGCGCUGGGGCUUCGACUUUGACUUCGUGCCGAAGCAGACCUUCGAGGACAACGAGGCGCAGCGCCGGGCCGUGUACGAGACCCUCUGGGAGGCGGGCGACUUCACCUACUGGCUCGGCUCGUACACGGACAUGCUGCUGAGCGAGGAGGCCAACAACGAGGCCUACAAGUUCUGGCGCGAGAAGACGCGCGCGCGCAUCAACGACCCCCGCGUCAAGGAGCUGCUGGCGCCCGAGAAGCCGCCGUACCCCUUCGGCUCGAAGCGCGUGCCGCUUGAGGUGUCGUACAUUGAUAUGUUCAACAGACCUAAUGUGCACCUUGUGGAUGUCAAUGAGACUCCUGUGGUGGAGGUGACGGAGGGCGGGAUUCGAACGACGGAGAAGCUGUGGGAUUUCGACGUGAUCAUCCUCGCUACAGGUUUCGACGCCGUCACCGGAGGGUUGACGACGAUCGACAUCCGCGGAAUCGAUGGCCAGAGCUUGAAGACCAAGUUCGACAAGCGUGGGCCAACUACGUACUGCGGCAUCACCGUCGCCGGCUUCCCCAACAUGUUCUUCUCGUCCGGGCCCCAGGCGCCGACUGCCUUCUGCAACGGACCCACGUGCUCCGAGCUGCAGGGCGACUGGAUCGCCAACACCAUGAACCACAUCCGCGAUGCGAAGCUGAGCAGCAUCGUGGCUGACGAGAAGAGCGAGAACGAGUGGAUUGACCAUGUGGAAGCCGUGGCUAGUAUGACGCUCGUGCCCAAGGGCAGAUCCGUAAGUGACUUAUCUCCAUUCCUCUCUUAUGACUGGAGAAAACAAGAAGGGGGAGUAUCAGUUAGCUAACAGUGCCGGCUUCGACAGUGGUAUAUGGGUGACAACAUCCCAGGCAAGCAAAGACGAUCCCAGAUGUACUUGGGAGGCGUGCCAAACUAUACCGCGAAGCUUAAGGAUUGCACAGAGAACGGGUACAAGGGUUUCCACUUUGAAGGCUUGAAGGUAUGAUUGACGACUAUUGCGUUGGGAUCAGAUCAAGAAAGUAAGAGCCGGUGGCACCCCUGUGCCUGACCACGC
This is a messenger RNA of Hypoxylon fragiforme, 2045 nucleotides long. Its product is annotated as cyclopentanone 1,2-monooxygenase. NCBI's taxonomy places the organism in Eukaryota, Fungi, Ascomycota, Sordariomycetes, Xylariales, Hypoxylaceae. The record is from RefSeq and is a predicted model, not a curated record. Bases 240 to 1817 code for a protein of 525 amino acids. Gene Ontology annotation, molecular function: oxidoreductase activity. The transcript is spliced from 2 exons.